AUGGAGAAGUUCAAGAAACUCCACCCUCCGUCUUUCUCUAAGGUCAAAUCAGAUUCACUACAACCUAAGAGGUGGAUUAGUGCCCUGAAGAAGGCUUUUGAAGUGCUAGAAUGUACCAACGCCCAAAAACUGAUAUGCGUUGGGUACCAGUUGCAAAAUGAAGCCGCGGCAUGGUGGAAAUCAGCUCGGCCAAAUCUCGAGGCAACUCAUCCCGACCCAACAUGUGAUCAGUUCAACAAGGUAUUUUUGAAGAAUUACUUCCUAGAGAGCCUCAAAGAUAGAAAGGAAGCAGAGUUCUCAGUCUUUACACAAGGAUCAAAGACAGUACUGGAAUACCAACAGCGGUUUGAAGACCUGCUCCAUUUCGCACCAGAUCACCUGAGGAAUGAGGCAAGUAAGACCAAGAAGUUUGAGAAAGGACUUAAACCUAAAAUUAGGGCUAUGUUGUCAAUCAUGGAGAUUGAAACCUAUGCUCGAAUGGUUGAUAAGGCUAAGACUGUUGAAGACAGACUGAAGGAUAAGUCGACUGCAUUGCAAGGAUUAGCUAGGAGGCCUAGCAAUUUCCAGAAUUUCAACUGGCCUAAUAAGACCUUUAAGAGUCCUGGCAGCCCCAGUCCACUACAAUACCGGCGGCCAGAGGUGGGUCAAAACUUGCAACCAUACCAUUCGGCCUAUAAUCAAUCAAAUCAGUAUGUUCGUCCGGCUUCUAGUCGAGCUACAACUUCUGUUCAGACUCCGCAUUCGGCGACAAGCCAAGCAAGUCAAGCUUCUUCUCAAUCUGCCCGCUCUGUGCCUCCUUCCCAAUCUACCGACCCCAGCCGAUGUUUUGAAUGUGGUAAAUCUGGUCAUUGGGCAAAGGACUAUAUACGUCGGAGAAACAACAUACCAUCAAGAUUCCAAUCAUCUGGCCGGCCCUAUCUGUACCAAGACGGUCGGACUCAAGGAAAGGUAUACGUGCUGACCAAUGAGGAAGCAGAGGCGGAUCUGGAAGUAAUGACAGGUAUUUUUUCAAAAGAACCGUCAAAUCAAGCAUAG
Messenger RNA from Telopea speciosissima, 1035 nucleotides. RefSeq lists its product as uncharacterized. The record is from RefSeq and is a predicted model, not a curated record. The transcript has a single exon. NCBI's taxonomy places the organism in Eukaryota, Viridiplantae, Streptophyta, Magnoliopsida, Proteales, Proteaceae. Gene Ontology annotation, molecular function: nucleic acid binding; zinc ion binding. Bases 1 to 1035 code for a protein of 344 amino acids.